Messenger RNA from Arabis nemorensis, 2409 nucleotides. NCBI's taxonomy places the organism in Eukaryota, Viridiplantae, Streptophyta, Magnoliopsida, Brassicales, Brassicaceae. The record is from the annotation of a GenBank genome assembly.
AUGAUGCACAGAUUGAAUAACAGAAACAGCCUUCUUCCUUUGAAACCGUUUGGUAAUUAUUACAUUCACAGCUAUGCUUCUCGAACGAAGUUUGAUUCGAAUCUGGUUAUGCGAGAUUUGUCUAAAUCCGGUCAGGUCGAUGAAGCACGCCAGUUGUUCGAUAAAAUGCCUGAGAGGGAUGAGUUUACAUGGAACACUAUGAUCGCUGCUUACUCAAAUUCAGGAAGAUUUGCUGAUGCAAAAGAGCUUUUUUUUAGAAACCCAGUGAAGAAAACAAUCUCCUGGAAUGCUCUUAUCUCUGGGUAUUGUAAGUAUGGAAGUAAAGAUGAAGCUUUUAGUUUGUUUUGGGAAAUGCAGUUUCAUGGAAGUAAACCUAACGAGUACAGUUUCGGGAGUCUUCUUAUGAUGUGUGCUUCGCUUGCUUUACUUCUAAGAGGUGAACAGAUUCAUGGAUAUACAAUAAAGACUUGGUUUGAUUUGGAUGUUUAUGUUGUCAAUGGUCUUCUCGAAAUGUAUGCUAAGUGCAAACGCAUCUCUGAGGCUGAAUACCUUUUUAGGACAAUGUCAGGUGAGAAAAAUAACGUUACUUGGACUUCGAUGCUCACUGGAUACUCUAAAAAUGGAUUUGCUUACAAGGCAAUAGAGUGUUUUAGGGAUAUGAGAAGAGAAGGAAAUCAAUCGAAUCAUUUUACCUUUCCUAGCGUUUUAACUGCUUGUGGUGCGGUUUCUGCUCGCAGGGUAGGAGUUCAGGUACAUGGCUGCAUAGUUAAGAGUGGUUUCAAGGACAAUAUCUUUGUUCAAAGCUCAUUGAUUGCUAUGUAUGCUAAAUGCAGAGACAUGGAAACCGCAAGAGGUUUGUUAAAAGGUAUGGAUGAUGAGGUUUCUUUAAACUCGAUGAUUGUUGAGUGUGUUAGACAAGGUCUUGAAGAUGAAGCUCUGUCUAUAUUCGGAAGAAUGCAUGAGCGAGGUUUGGAAAUAGAUGAGUUCACAAUUCCUUCCAUUUUAAAUUGUUUUGCUUUGUCUAGAACGGAAAUGAAGAUAGCUUCUUCUGUGCAUUGUCUGAUUGUGAAAACUGGAUACGGAACUUAUAAACUUGUGAAUAACGCUCUUGUGGAUAUGUAUGCUAAAAGAGGUAUCAUGGACUCGGCGUUGAAAGUGUUUGAAGGGAUGAUUGACAAAGAUGUGAUAUCUUGGACAGCUCUUGUCACGGGAAAUACACAUAACGGAUCUUAUGAAGAAGCAUUGAAGUUGUUCUGUGCCAUGAGAGCUGGAGGCAUUUCUCCUGAUCAGUUUGUUACAGCGAGUGUAUUAAGCGCCUCAGCGGAGUUAACUCUUCUGGAGUUUGGGCAACAGGUACAUGGGAAUUACAUUAAAACUGGCUUCCCAUCAUCGUUGUCAGUAGAUAACUCUCUUGUGACAAUGUACACAAAGUGCGGAAGCUUAGAAGAUGCGAAUGUAGUAUUCAACUCUAUGGAAAACAGGGAUUUGAUAACAUGGACUGCUCUCAUUGUGGGUUAUGCAAAAAAUGGCAAAGCCAAGGACUCGCUACGAUCAUACAGUCUGAUGAUAGGCAGUGGCGUAAAACCAGAUUACAUUACCUUUAUCGGGUUACUAUUUGCUUGCAGUCAUGCCGGCCUCAUAGAAGAAGCUCAACACUACUUUGAUUCGAUGAGAACAGUUUAUGGAAUCACACCAGGACCUGAACACUAUGCCUGUAUGAUUGAUCUCUUUGGUAGAUCUGGUGAUUUUGUCAAAGUAGAGGAAUUGCUGAAUCAAAUGGAGGUUGAACCAGAUGCAACUGUAUGGAAAGCGAUACUGGCUGCAAGUAGGAAGCAUGGGACCAUAGAAAAUGGGGAAAAAGCAGCGAAAACUCUCAUGGAAUUGGAACCAAACAAUGCUGUUCCUUAUGUUCUGUUAUCGAACAUGUAUUCUGCAGCAGGAAGACAAGAGGAAGCUGCAAAUGUUCGUAGAUUGAUGAAAUCUCGUAAUAUAAGCAAAGAGCCUGGUUGCAGUUGGGUUGAAGGGAAAGGUAAAGUUCAUAGCUUUAUGUCUGAAGAUAGAAGACAUCCGAGAAUGAUUGAGAUAUAUUCCAAGGUUGAUGAAAUGAUGCUUUUGAUCAAGGAAGCUGGUUAUUUACCGGAUAUGAGUUUUGCCCUCCAAGACUUGGAUAAGGAAGGCAAAGAGCUUGGUUUGGCUUACCAUAGUGAGAAACUAGCUGUAGCAUUUGGUUUACUUGCUAUACCAUCUGGAGCUCCAAUCCGGAUUAUCAAGAACCUUCGUGUUUGUGGGGAUUGCCACAAUGCGAUGAAGUACAUAUCGAGAGUGUAUUUUCGGCAUAUCAUCUUGAGAGAUUCAAACUGCUUUCAUCACUUCAGAGAUGGAAACUGUUCUUGUGGAGACUAUUGGUAA